AUGCCUCAUGCCUCAUGCCCAAUCCCACCCGGGAUCCCACCACCACUCCGACCGCCCACACGUCUAGCUUCGGUCCAGCCCAAGCAUCCCCAGAGUCCCUGGCGAGUCCCGAGUAGUCAUAGAGGGAAGAAGACCAAAGCAACUUUCAAGCUGGAUGACCUCCCUCAAGCUGGUUUGCCCGACCCGCAUGAGCUUCCCCAGGGUGUCAUUCCGCUGGAGCCACUGCAGCUGGAGAAAGAUGCCCCUCCAAUAUACUCCACCGUGGUCCAGCAGGCCCGGGCCAACAUGCGGAAAUUUGAAAAUUGUGUCCUACUUACCCGUGUCGGCGGCUUCUACGAGUUGUACUUUGAACAUGCCGAGAAAUUUGCCCCUCUGUUGAAUAUAAAGUGUGCCCGGAGACCGACGAGACCUAGUGCGCCGGUGGUCCCCAUGGCGGGCUUCCCAUUUUUUCAACUGGAAAGAUAUCUCAAAAUCCUCGUCAAAGACUUAAGCAAGUACGUUGCUAUUGCAGAGGAGUUCCCAAAUGAUGCUUCUGGCAAGGUCAAAGCCGGAGGAUUGAUGCAUGAUCGGAAGGUUACCCGUAUCAUCACUCCUGGGACGCUGAUUGAUGAGAACUUCAUGGACCCGUUUACCAAUAACUAUAUUCUUGCUAUCCAUGUCACGGGCUCGUCUGGUUCGGAGCCUUCUCGCGAUGAUGCGCUUGAAGCGAACCGCGUCCCCGAUCUGCCCACCGGCCUUGCUUGGCUAGAUCUUUCAACUGGGCAUUUUUUUACCCAAUACACAACGCUUUCAUCUCUGCCGUCGCUUCUGGCUCGCAUAAGUCCAUCGGAGAUUGUCCUGGACGAGGACCUCCAAGCAUCGAAAGAUCAUGGUAUAUUUCAAGUCUUGGCUGAUGAUCAUCACCAUCUGAUCGCUUACACCAGUCCGUCACAUCUCAUGGGAAUAGCCAACUGGGAGCCAAUGCUGGAAUCGUCUGUCCCUAUCGGGCAGAUCGACGAAUUUACAGCCGAGGAGGUCGCUGCUGGAAGUUCUCUGCUUCAAUAUGUCGAGACUCGCUUACAGGGCUCGAACGUCAAGCUCCAGCCACCGAUUCGACAGCUUGACAUGAUGAGUAUUGACAAGAACACUAUGAGAGCUUUGGAGAUCAAGAAGACCAUGAAGGAGGAUAACAGCACGGGCAGUCUGUUGCACACGAUUCGACGAACCGUCACUCAAGGCGGUGCCAGGCUGUUGGAUAACUGGCUAAGCUCUCCGUCAACCUCGUUAAAUGUAAUCAAUUCUAGACUGGACCUCGUCCAGCACAUGUUAAAGAACGAACUUCUUCGCGAACGCAUCACGACGCUCCUCAAACGAAGUCACGACUCUCAUCGUCUACUCCAGAAAUUUGCAUUUGGUCGAGGCGACCCAGACGAUCUCCUAGCUUUAGCAAGCACCGUCUACGCAACGCAAGAUAUCGUGGCAACACUGUCUGAAGACACAUGGGAAGAUGCCUGCAUUCAAGGAAUGACCAGCCGUAUCGACCUCAUGGAACCCAGCGCCCUCGCAACGCGCAUCCGGGAGGCAAUAGACGAAGAAGGAAUCAUGCAACAGCACCGCCUCGAGGAUGGCGAAGCGGGAACGAUGCAAGCUCUCGCCAAAUCAAUUGUCGACGCAGAAGGCUCCCCUUCAGACGCUUCCAUCCUACCCAAAUCAGCAUCCUCUAAGAGGAAGUCCACCAGCAUCCGCGAAUACUAUUCCGAGGACAACGAACCAUGGAUCAUGAAGCCCGCCGCCAGCCCGACACUCACACGCCUACACCAAGACAUCGUCUCCCUCACUUCGGAAAAACAAGCACUAGCAGAAUCCCUCUGCAACCGUCUUGGCGCCACAACACUCACUCUGCAAUUCCGCCCCGGCCUCGGCCACAUCUGUCAUAUCAAAGGCAAAGACACGAAGCUUGACUUCGGCGAAGUCCGCAGCGUCAGCUCCAGCAAAAGCACACGCUCCUUCCAUCACCCGGAGUGGACCGCCUUAGGCCAACGAAUAGACCAAUGUAAAACACACAUCCGCGCCGAAGAAACCAGUGUCUUCCACGCUCUGCGCUCGCAAACAAUUUGCAAUAUCGUCAAGCUCCGGCGGAACGCGGCCGUUCUCGACGAACUCGACAUUGCAUGUUCCUUCGCCACCCUCGCGUCCGAAAAGCGCUGGACGAGACCGAUCCUCAAUCUCGGCACCUCGCACAAGAUCGUCGGCGGUCGGCACCCCACGGUCGAAGGUGGAUUAGAAGUCGAAGGCAGGACAUUUGUAACCAACGACUGCUUCGUCGGCACGCCGCAGAAGAUCUGGCUCAUCACCGGGCCAAACAUGGCCGGGAAGUCGACCUUCCUGCGACAGAAUGCGCUCAUCACCAUCCUGGCGCAGGUCGGGUCCUACGUGCCGGCCGCGUACGCGGAGCUCGGCAUCGUGGACCGCCUGUUCUCGCGCGUGGGCAGCGCGGAUGACCUGUAUAGGGAUCAGAGCACGUUCAUGGUGGAGAUGCUCGAGACGGCGGCGAUUCUCCGGGGGGCGACGCGGCGGAGCUUCGUGGUCAUGGAUGAGAUUGGGCGGGGCACGACGCCGCGGGAUGGAGAGGCGGUGGCGUUUGCGGUACUGCGGCACCUGUGGGAGGUGAAUGGGUGCAGGACGCUCUUUGCGACGCAUUUCCAUGGAUUGGCCGAGAGGGUGGAGAGGGAGGGCGAGGAAGAGAAAAGGAGGGAGGGGAAAGCGGAUGGGACUGGAGGCAUGAAGAAGGAUGUAGGGUUUUGGUGCACGGAUGUGCACGAGGACGAGGUGGGCGCGGGAUUCCGGUAUAUCCAUCGGCUGAGAGAGGGCGUCAACAAACGGAGCCACGCGCUGAAGGUUGCGCGCUUGGCUGGCCUCCCGGAGACUGCUAUUGCUGCUGCCAGGAGGGUGUUGGAAGAUGGGGAUGUAUGA
Molecule: messenger RNA, 2952 nt
Organism: Drepanopeziza brunnea f. sp. 'multigermtubi' MB_m1
Lineage: Eukaryota; Fungi; Ascomycota; Leotiomycetes; Helotiales; Drepanopezizaceae
Source: RefSeq, a predicted model, not a curated record